Molecule: messenger RNA, 7822 nt
Organism: Haliotis rufescens (red abalone)
Lineage: Eukaryota; Metazoa; Mollusca; Gastropoda; Lepetellida; Haliotidae
Product: mediator of RNA polymerase II transcription subunit 12-like protein
Exons: 43
Coding region: 33-6476 (2147 amino acids)
Biological process (GO): regulation of transcription by RNA polymerase II
Cellular component (GO): mediator complex
Molecular function (GO): transcription coactivator activity
Source: RefSeq, a predicted model, not a curated record
AAUUUUAGGAAUUUCCAGUUGUAGCUGCCAAAAUGGCGGCUUCUCAUCCAAGCGAGGAGCACCGGCCUUUGAAAAAACCAAGGCUUGGCCCUCCCGAUGUCUACCCACAAGUUCCAAAACAAAAAGAAGAUGAACUUGAUCAAGCCAGUGUCAAGCAUGGGUUCAGCAACCAGUCACCGUUCUCUGAUGAGUAUGGAUCGGAGAAAAAUGCUGACAUCAAUCUGGAUAAGUUCGGGACUCAGUUCAGCUCCAUCAUCACCAAGAAGAUGGAGAUCAACACAUUACAAGACUCGAAGAAAAGACAGCAACCGCCGAUGAAGGACAAUUUCUGGCCGGCUGCAAGAAACAAGAUUGCCAUGGAGGCGUGGUUCAAGGAUCUUUCAGGAAACAAACCACUUGCACACCUCAGUAAAAAGGUCCCCACCUUCAACAAGAAGGAGGAGACGUUCACAACGCUGUGUGACUUCGCUGUUCCCAUGGUGCGAGCAGCCUGGUACAUCAAGAUGACCACAGCACACAACAUGGCCUCAAAUGAAACUCGGAGGAAGAAACAAGCCCCGGAUCUGUCCCUAGCAUGGACACAGGCGAUCACCAAGUUCCUGUAUGAGCAACUACAGAAGAUUCAAGAUGCAUAUGGUGGCGGUGGCGCCCCUCAGACCAGCUUCCUCACAGCAACACAGCCCCCGGCGCAGGUCGACCUGGAGCCCGCUCUCAAACACUUCCACUACACGUGCCGCUUGGCUAAACACAAGUUUAACGAGGGUCUUCUGGACCACCAGGAGUUCCUCAACUGGCUCAUCGAGCUCCUGGACAAGAUCAAACAGAAUGAUGACACGGUUCUCAAACUCAUCCUAGCUCAGAUUGUUCAGUACCUGGAUGAGGUGACACUGUCUGCACUGUUGUCACGGAAACUGGCAUACUUCUGUAGUCGGAAGCUGGCCCAGCUGUGCAGUGAGUCGGGCUGCACCUCGCCCCGCACACAGUCCCCCAUGCUGACUACUAAUGGCAAUGGAACCAUCACUACAACUAGCACCAACCAGUACAUCGCCAGUCCCAUGGCAGUGAUGUUUGCCGAGCUCAGUGGCUGCCCUCAACACCGGAGCCUCAUUCUGAACCUGUCGGCCAUCCUCCAGCGCCUCACACUGAAGUGCCCCACGGGCAUUAUAUGGAAUAACCUGGGGGAGGGAAAGAUCACAUCCUUCCUGUGUGGGUCCCCCUUGGACCAUCUUGUGUGUGCCCCCUCUAGUCUGCCCAUGCUGCCCGGCCCACACAAUCAACAGAUCCGUGCCCAGAUCCGAGCCUCGGAACACCAGAUCAAACUGCGGGGGAAGGGAGCCGAGGUGCGGUGGUCAUCAGACAAGUGUCAACAAUCGGCCAAAGGUUUUGUGAUCAGCAAAGUCCUCCAUGUACUGGAUAACCUGGACAAACACCACUUUGACAAGGUCGACGUCAACAACUCAUUUGAUGUCCUCUACCAGAAAAUAUUCUCCAUCAACCAAACCAAAGAUGGCAAUGAGCCAAUGUUGGGAGACGAGCCUAUCAUCAAGCUGCUCAUUGACUGGGCAGUGACGACACAACGCACAGGGGAUCAUAGGUCUGUGGUCGCAGCUAAGCUGCUGGAACGCAGGCAGAAUGAGCUCAGAGCAGAGAAGUAUGGUGAUACCGACAUGAUGGAGGACAAGGAUUCGAUCGGCUCGGACCAGAUGAUUCCCCCGGGGCUGCCUGCCUUCCAGUCCCUGCUGAUGGAGUUCCUCGACACCCAGGCCCCAGUGCUAGAUGAAAAUCCAACUGAAGAAAACAAGCAAGCAUUCCGGAACCUGAUUCACCUGUUCUCUGAGCUGAUUCGCCAUGACGUGUUUUCCCACGAUGCCUACAUGUGUACACUGAUCUCCCGUGGCGACCUCCUGUCUUCCCCCGCUGUCAUGAUGCCCUCUGCAGACAGCGUGGACCUCCCUAGCAUCAAGAGUCAGAACGAGAGCAUCAAGCAUGAGCAUCAAGAUGACAUCAAGGUGGACAUGGACAUUGGGGCGCUGAUGGACACAGACUUCAACACUCUGUUUGGCUCAGUCAAGGAUGAACAAAAGUCCAGCCCAGAGCCACCAGCAUCCGUGAAGUCUGUGAAGUCGGAGAAGGAUCACACCCUCCAGCACAGCGAUGCCCUGCCCACAGUCUCAGCCCCCAAGGGUCCGUCACGGCACAUGCUGUUUGCCACCCACUUCCCCAUUCCACAAGAUGAAUAUUCAAGCCACGAGUGCAACCAGAGACUCAUCGUCCUGUACGGUGUCGGCAAGCCCCGCGAUGAGGCGCGACAUGUCCUGAAGAAAAUCUCCAAGGAGGUAGUGAAGCUGUAUAGCAAGAGGAACUGUAUUGAUGUCAGCAGUGGCGACCUUGGCAAGGUGAAGAAGAAGAAAGAAAAGGAAGGGGAGGCAACUGCUGCAGCAUCUGUGUCUGUGGUGCUGCCAAACUACGAGGGCAUCUUCCAGAAGUUCCAGAAGCUGUCCUACUACGACCAGCACUCUGUCACAGAGCAGUGCUGUGCUGCUGUCAUAGAGCAGAUCAACAGCUUUGUGUCGGGCAGCUCCAGUUAUCUCCCCUUGGUGGACAAUAUCUCCUAUUUAUUUGACCUGAUGGAAUACUCCCUGAAUAUCAAUGGUCUCAUUGAGUUUAUAUGCCAGAUGUUGAAGGAGAUGACGGAGGUGGAGUUGCAGCUGAAGAAGAACAAGUCGUCCCUGGCGGGGACGUUCACGACGUCGCUGGGGCUAUGUAUUGUCAGUGUGCUCCGCCAGUAUCACACCUAUGUCUUGGUGUCGCAGGAUCUCACAUCACAGGCAUUUGAGUAUCUGUUCCUGCUGUGGAAGACGGUGGACUCCAGUAACCCGGGGGAGUGUAUGUCCGCCAAGCGCUGCGUCAUCUCCUACCUCUGUGAUGUCUACUCUGCGUGUGCGUUCCUCAAGUCUCGUUUCUCUGAGAUGUUCAGCUCGGCUCACUCCCAAGUGAAGCAGACGAUCCACGUGUCCGUGACUCCGUCAGCCUCCAACCUGCGCUGGGACCCUGCCUUCAUGAUAGAGCUCAUCAGUACAGGAAAGUCGCAGCCGGACCCACAGGUGGUGAAGCAGCUGAGUGAGAAUCCCCCCAACAGAUACAGCUUUGUCUGCAAUGCCACCCUCAACAUCUGUAACUCACAGCUCCCUGAGAGGUUGAAUGAGAUCUCCCUGUUGUGUGCGGAGCUGACAGCUCGGUGUAAUCCCCUCAGCUCGGAGUGGCUGGGAGUUCUCAAGGCUCUGUGUUGUUCCUCCAUGCACAGCAGUGGCUUCAUAGAUGUCCUCACACAGAUAGAUGUGAGUGACCUGUCAAUACACGACUCCCUGGCUGUGUUCACGGCGAUCCUGAUUGCCCGCCAGUGUUUCUCCCUGCAGGACCUAGUGGUGCAUGUUGCGCUGCCCUCCCUCCUGGCUGCCUGCCCUUCAGCUGGCGGGGACCAGGAUGCAGAGCCAGGAGCGCGACUCACCUGUCACCUUCUCCUGAGGCUCUUCAAGACCCACGAUCUAGUCCUGCCACAGCCCAGCUAUGGGGGCGGGGUACGUAACCCGCCCAUGAUCAAGGCAUCGUGUGACCAGCAUCUCCUGGAGGCCUCGCAUGACAGCAUCACCAUCGGCCCUGUCAUGGCAGUACUUAAGGCCAUGCUUGUGAUGGGUGAUUCAUGCAAUGAUGAGUCAAAAUCCAAGUCAGCGUCCAACUCCAACUCCAAGGACAAGGGGGACGACAUCAUCCAGACAUUGCUGCGAGGACUGGACGAUGAUGUUGACAUGGACAUGGUGCUAGGUGCCCCAUCGAAGAGCACAAAGACAGGCAUGGAGAGCGCUGGGCUGAGCGAGUUCUCGAAGCACGCCCUGAAGGAGAUGUGUGACCAGACCUGGGUGCAGGAGAAGUUCCUCAAAGACCCGGAGCGCCUGUUUGACGGGGACACUCUCAUAGACCCCAUGCUCACCAACAAACAGGCCCAGCAGCUGCUACAGAUGAUCUGCUACCCCAAGGGUGUCCCCAACCAGGUGGAGGGCUGCGAGCCAGACAACAAGCAGGUCAUCCUCCGGAUCCUCGAGACACUUGACCAGUGGUCACUGCGUGUGUCCUGGCUGGAGGUGCAGCUCAUGUUCAAGCAGGCCACAACACAAACAGAGACCAACAACAUCCUAGACAACAUAGCGAAGGGUACGAUAGACUUGUUCCACCAGCAGACCGAGUACAGCAAGUCCUCGGCAGGAUCAGCUUCACCACAAGAAAGCAACAAACUUGAGGUUGACAAGGACAGUGUGUGGCUGGUGGCCCCACUCAUCUCCAAGCUGCCCAACACAAUCCAGGGGAGAGUCCUCAAGCUGGCUGGCCAGGUGUUAGAGAGCGGCAACGACUUUGUGACCAUGAAAAGUAAGAUGGACAAGGAGAAGAACCAGAAAAGCAAGUCCCUGCUCGGUCACCAGCCCUUCCUGUCUCUGGUGCUCACGUGUCUCAAGGGCCAGGACGAGCAGCGGGAAGGGCUCCUCAACUCCCUACACAGUCAGCUGGAGAAGUUCAUCAACAACACCAGAGAACUACUGGACAAAUACCCAGAUGAAACAAAAAUCCGACAGAAUAUUCAUGAAUCUCUGCAGCUGCGUCUCUCACUGGUUGGGGGGAUGUUCGACACCAUCCAGCGCAACAACACUAACACCACAGACUGGGCCAUGCUGUUAGUGCAGCUCAUCAGCCACGAUGUGGUGGACAUACAAACCAACAAUGAGUUGUUCAUGACGAUCAUUGACAUGUUGUCUGUGCUGAUACAUGGAACACUGCUGCCGGACGGCUCCGACAAGGCCGAUGACAACACCAAGACAUACAACAUCCUCACUAAGAAACUCAGGAGAGAGAUAGCAGACAAGCACACAGACUGCACGGACUCACUGCGCCUCCUGUUGCCACUCCACAAGAAGAUGUACGAGGUGAUCACAUGUGAGUCCCAUGGUAGUCUGGUCGACAGCAAGGGCAACAAGAUAACUGGCUUCGACUCCAUCGGGAAGAAACAGAAACUGGAUAUGAGAGUGUUAUUUCAGGGCCUGCAAGUAGCGCAGAAGGUGCCGAUCAGUCCAUGGGAUGUGAUCGAGGGCUACAAGAACCCGGCUCCUAUCUCGUGGUCCUACUUCAGCGCUGUUAGGUUAGAGCGCAAGCCUCUCAAGUAUGAGGAUCAGCACCGGCUGCUGCUGUACCACACCCACUCCAUGAAGAGGCCCAACAGCUACUACCUGGAGGCUCCCAGCCUCCCACCAGAGGACCUUGAACCCCCACCAGAGAAAGUGGAAGAAAAGUCGAUAGACAAGAAUGAGAGCAACAAUCAGGAAGGUGUCAAGAAACAGAAAAGUCAGCGACGGAGACGCCAGCCCAAGCCCUCAACGAUACAGCCGCCAGUGCGACCCUACCCCUACCAGGAGACGAUGUACCAGCCGAGCGGCCCCCACCCAACCUGGAUGACUCCACCCCAGGCUCAACCCUCCUAUGGCUACUCCUCCCAACCCAUGCCGGGCCCAGGAGACUACACAAAUCGACAACGAUUUCCUGGCAACGCCAGCAGCUCGAAGUUCCUCCUGAACAGUAUGCUACGGCAGCGGUCCACCCACCCGCAGCAGGGGCAGUACGGGAUGCAGCAGAACCCCAUGAAUCCCAUGAUGAUCCAGAAGCAUCAGCAGCAUCAGUACAUCCGCCAGCAGAUCCUGCAGAAACAACGCAUGUAUGGCGGCAACAACAUCAGCAACAGCUCCAUGCACCCUAUGCCAGGUGAGGGGGCCAUGGUCGCUUCCACCGCUGACAGCAAUAUCACAGCUGCAUCACGGUGGCCUGGGAGGGGGAUGCCCCAGAAUUACCCAGGAGCACCCUAUGGGUCGAUGCCACAGCAGCAGCAGCAGCAGCAGCAGCAGCAGCCACCUCAGCAGCAGGGUCCUUCCCGGAUGAUGGACCCGAUUGGGGGCAACAUGAUGCAGAGCUACAACCAGCAGUACCAGGACUCGGGGAACACCCCCAGCAUGAUGCAGCCGGCCAUGCAGCAGCAGGGAUACAUCGCCCAGCAACCCAUGCAGCAGGCCCAGCCACAGUACCCACCCACUCAGAGGAUGCAGCCCCCCAUGGCCAACAUGAACUCCGGCAUGGCCAGCAUGUCCGGCUACAACCAGAUGGGCCCUGCCGCGCCACAGCAGCAACAGUCAUCCUACAUGACACCGCAGCAGCAACAGCGCUACCAGCAGAUGAGGCAACAACAACAGCAGCAGCAGAUGAUGCAGAUGCAGCAGCAACCCCAGCCGCAGAUGUCACAGUCGUCAAUUCCGACGCAGCAGCAACAGGCGACAGCCGCACUGGUGGCUCAGCUACAGCGACAGAUGUCUGGGGGGAAUAACAUGCAGGGCCAACAGGGGCAGCAGUAUCAACAGCAGUAUCAACAGCAGUACCAGGUGUAGGCUGCGGUGACCAGCUGUACAGAAUGUCAACAUAGAACAGUAUCAACAGCAGUACCAGGUGUAGGCUGGGGUGACCAGCUGUACAGAAUGUCAACAUAGAACAGUAUCAACAGUAGAACAAAGUAUAUACACCAACUUGAGAAUGCACAAAUGUUAUAAGUAACAACUUGCUCAUGAUACAUCCAGCAUGGAAAAUCAACAGCACAGUUCUGAAUAUCCACAACAGCAUUGUCUAUCAACAACACAUAUGUCACAAGAGCCAAAUAUGGAGAUAUAGGACAUGUGUUGUGAAGCAGAAGAAUCAAUACCAACAAGUGCUGUGUGAUACAGCUUGUACUCCCAGUGCUGCAGAGGAAGCUGGAGCCAAGUUGAGAUGCAGUGAUGGCCGACCCCAAGGCCACAGUAGACAAUGUUGUUGGGAGGCUGUUGGUAUGGCUGGUGUUGUGUGUGUUCUGUCGGAAUGUCAUGUUGACGUACUACAGUGAACCAUGUGCAAUGUCUCCUGUCCUUCAUCAUGUCAUUGUCCAUCUGUCAUCAUCUGAUUGUUCAUGUCUUUGUUGUAUCAGUCAAACAACAAAUCAAACCCAGAGCAAUAACCCCUUGAAUAGGCAGAGUAAGAACCCUCCUCCACCCCAGUCCCCGUUGUUCUACAUGCAGGUCAACAUCAAACAUAGGCCAGCCUUAGUCAUUACUUGGAUCCCUCUGUAGGUAGGACGCUGUACCAGGACAAAUCAAUGAGAUUGCAAUCGCUCGGUCAAUAAAUCAAUUUAUUUUACUGUUACUGGUCAUACGAUUAGAGGAGCGGUGGGGUAGCUGAAGCCCCGGGUUUGAUUCCCCACAUGGGUACUAUGUGUGAAGCCCAUUUCUGGUGUCCACCGUGGUAUUGCUAAAAGCGGCGUAAAACCAUACCCACUCAUAUGAUUUGUGAAAACAAACAAGAUUUUUUUCUUAUCACUAUUCCAAGGAAUGACAAUGGCUUGCUUCACUGUUUCCUCAAUGAUACGCAUGGGAGAACAUACUAGUCUAAUAUCUGUUCUUUAUUGGCAUAACAAACAUUCUUGUUUACUUACAAUGCAUUUACUUGUACAUUUAAGAUGGAAAAGUAUGACAUUUUGUCUAGUAACUGUAAAUAAUUGCUUGUUCAGCUCGUCGUGUAUAGUUGUACUAUGUUAGAUUUGUACAGUUGUGUGUAUAGAUAUUGUGUCAUUUCUGCAUCAUUGUGCCCCUGGAUGGAGCUCACCCUCUCAUUAUUUAUUGUCAUGAAGCCGAGUGCUGGAUCAUGGAAUCACAUUUACAAUCAAACUGAAUCACGAUUCAAAUUCAUUGUAAAUAAAUUCAAGAACAAA